AAAAAGAAAGCAACUAUUGAACUACUAAUGAUACAGUUCAUUGUCUUUAUGUCCUCUUUGCUUGGACUAUUUUUCCCUUAUUAGCACACUUCUUCUACUAGUGCCCUAGAGCAGCAUCAUGAGAAGGAACUCUGCCAUUCUCUUUACAGUCCUCGCCAUUUUGCAUUCACUUGGAACACUGGGGCGGACACAGUCUUCAGCAACUCAUGGCGAUUUAUCUAUCCCGAUGUAUUCGUGCCGUGCUGAAGCUGAUGUGGUCUUUGUCAUUGACUCCUCCACCAGUAUCUCUCCGGAUAAUUUCAGGAAGAUGUUGACCGUGGCUGCCACAAUAACAUCCAGUCUUAGAAUCGGUAGAGACGGAAUUAGGGUUGCCAUGGUGAUGUUUUCUGAUGAAGGGAAAACAGUGUUCAAUUUAAACAGUUAUUACGAUCCGACAUUGAUUCGCUUGGCAAUGAUCAGUUCUAAGUAUCUCGGUGGUAACACUUAUUUAGACAGAGGCCUGACCGCUGCUUAUAAUCUUCUGAGUCCCAUUGGAGGCGGAAGACUUAAAGCCAUUAAAACAGUCCUAGUAAUGACUGAUGGACGCUCCAGCAACCCAGAAAGAACUUAUCAAGUCGCUGAACUUCUUCAUAAGAACAAUGUCAAGGUCAUUGGUGUGGGCAUUGGUCCAGAUGCUAGUGAUGAAGAGCUAAUGAAGUUGACCCGAGAUUGCACCUUGAUAUUCAAGGCUACGAGCUUUGACGCUGCUCACUCUUCUUUGUCUAGUCUGAUGCUAAAAACAUGUGAAGUGAUUAAAGGGAUCCAGGUUCCAGAAGAACCAUAAAAGUGAAUCAGUUCUGAGACUAGCUGGACAAAGCGUUAAGCAAGAGUUGGCAAUACUUACAAGACACUCGCCAAAUAAUUGAUAUCAAAAUGAACCCAUGAAAUAAAAUGUAUUAAAACAACACAA
Biomphalaria glabrata is the source of this 949-nucleotide messenger RNA. RefSeq names its product collagen alpha-1(XII) chain-like. The record is from RefSeq and is a predicted model, not a curated record. The coding region runs from base 119 to 823 and encodes 234 amino acids. The transcript is spliced from 8 exons. NCBI's taxonomy places the organism in Eukaryota, Metazoa, Mollusca, Gastropoda, Planorbidae.